AUGUGGACAGUGGACUCAAGAAAAAUUAAGUCUAUUCCCCAAGCAGAAUUCAAGCUUUACAGUUAUAAGGAUACUGUAAAUACAGCUAGAGACCAGGCAACAAAUGCUACUCAAUCAGUUCAAGAGUCUGCUCAGCAAGGACAACAGCAGACUGUUGGUUUCCUGAAGCAGACUGUUGGUUUCCUGCAGCAGACUGUUGGUUUCUUACAGCAGACUGCUGGUUUCCUUCAGCAGACUGGAGAGCAAAUGAAGGGCAUGACUCAGGGUGCUGUGAAAAGUGUGAAGAACAUACUUGGAAUGAAUGAGAAGAAAUGA
Messenger RNA from Durio zibethinus, 315 nucleotides. The record is from RefSeq and is a predicted model, not a curated record. NCBI's taxonomy places the organism in Eukaryota, Viridiplantae, Streptophyta, Magnoliopsida, Malvales, Malvaceae.